This is a messenger RNA of Plenodomus lingam JN3, 192 nucleotides long. NCBI's taxonomy places the organism in Eukaryota, Fungi, Ascomycota, Dothideomycetes, Pleosporales, Leptosphaeriaceae. The record is from RefSeq and is a predicted model, not a curated record.
AUGGAUGAUACCAGGGACAGUGUCGCCCACGCCUCAAGGCCCGUUAACGUUUCUCUCCUCUACGAGCCCGACGAAUCUUCGCAGAAGCGUAACAGCUACCGCCGCCACUCCAUGAAUGCGCAAUCGCCCGAAUCGUCGCAAGCCAUGUCCGCCAUGUGCCUCUGGCGUCGCCCGCGCAUCUUCAUCACAUAG